Messenger RNA from Aplysia californica (California sea hare), 4740 nucleotides. Its product is annotated as wiskott-Aldrich syndrome protein family member 3. The record is from RefSeq and is a predicted model, not a curated record. Lineage: Eukaryota; Metazoa; Mollusca; Gastropoda; Aplysiida; Aplysiidae. Gene Ontology annotation, molecular function: protein kinase A regulatory subunit binding; actin binding; Arp2/3 complex binding. Gene Ontology annotation, biological process: positive regulation of Arp2/3 complex-mediated actin nucleation; actin cytoskeleton organization. Gene Ontology annotation, cellular component: SCAR complex; cytoskeleton.
GCUGAGUGAACCAGCCUCCUGACACUCCCCCCCCUUUCCCCCCUUGAGUACCACCCCUCCCCCCUACCCUUGUGACUUGAGCCACCACCACCACCACCACCGUCGGUCACACCCACACCCAGCUUCUCGCAGCAGCAGCAGCAAGAGUCAUAUAUGACCUAAAAAGUGCGCCAAGUGCUGUACUAAAACUCCUGACGACUACUACGACAAGGACAAGUAGCCGCCAUCAUGCCGCACAUCAAGCGGACCGUGGAGCCGGUGCUGGUGAGUCGGCGGCACGUGGACCCGGCCGUCCGAGAUGAGCUGGAGUGUAUGACCAACAACACGCUGGCCAACGUGAUCCGGGAGCUGAGCUCGCUGAGCCGGCACGCCGAGGACAUGUUCCGCGAGCUGACGCAGGAGACCACCAACGUGUUUCGUCGCGGCACCCAGCUCCAGCGACGCAUCGAGGACAUUCACGACAAGGUCACGCAGCUCAACCCCAACGUGGAUGUUUUAAACCUACAAGACAUCCACUUACAGAAGCCCUUCAAGAGCUCCAUAAAGCGAGAGCAGCAAGUUCUGUCGCGCCCCACGGUGCCCCGCGCCAUCUUGGAGGUGUAUGAGCGCUGCGACGCGCCGCCUGCCCUCGACAAACUGGACAAGUUCAGGGAGGAUGGCAAGAGCAGCAUGGCCUUCUACACAGACCCGAGCUACUUCGCCAAGCUGUGGGCCGAGGAGAUGGAGAAACACAUCAUGGAGAACAAGUCGGAGCUCAAAGUCAGACGCAAGAGGAGACCUCAUGAGACCAAGCAGAAGCCACAGGUACGACAGGCAGAGGCGAGGAACCGGGACAGGCAGAAGCAGAUGAAGGACGGUGCAGAGUUUGUGGAAUAUCAAAACCCGGCCGAGCUGCGGCAGAAAGUGGACUCUCUCAGCGAGGAGGCGCGGCGGAGGAAGGAGGAGGAGGUGGCCUACCAUCAACAGCAGCUGCAAUACCAUCGCGAGCAGCAGCAGAUGGAGCAGCGCAGGCAGUCACAGCGACAGCAACAGCACCAACAGCAACUACAGCAACAGCAGUACCAGCGGCAACAGCAGCAGCAGCAACAACAACAACAACAACAGCAGCAGCAACAACAGCGGGCGCUCCCGCCUCAGCAGCAGAUGUACGUGGACCAACAGAUCCCCAACUACGACCAGUCACAUCCGGCCGCCUACACGCAGGGCCCCAACGGCGAGAUGGACGGUGUCAGCGGCCAGAUGGACUACGACUACAACCACCAUCCGCCACCGCCACCUCCCUUCGCAGGACAACAGCAGAGAGUGUCAGCCUCCCCAGAGAAGAUUCCCAAUGGCGCUGUGGCUCACAGGAAGACGAUGGUCAGCCCACAAAACCGGCCGUCAGCACCGCCCCCUGCCCCCCCACCCCCAACUUCGCCCCCUGGCACGCGAGACAGUCUCCCGCCACCCCCGUCACCCCCUCCACUGGAUGUAAAUGUGAACGCAGCAGCCCAGGCUCAGCUAGACCGGCGCCAGGCUAGCGCCUCUCCGCAGGCCAGCCGUGUCAUGAGGACAGACUCACACCGGAGCUCCCCGAUACGCCAGGGCUCCAUGGGAACCAGAGCGGAUGCAGAUCUUCCACCCCCGCCCCCAUCCCCUCCCCUGGAGGGGGGACCGGCAGGUUUCGCUGCGGCCAACACUGCAGCAGGCUCUGUGGCCCUGCCCCCGCCACCCUCCCCUCCCCCCGUGGAGAACAGCUAUCAACACACCCGCCCCCUCCUCCUCCUCGCCGCUCCCCCGCGCGGCCUGCCUCCCUUCCAGCUGGACAACGGGGACAGUGUGUCCAUCUCCUCCGCCUCUACCUCCACGGGGCUGCCCUCAGGAACCGAACCCCAGCGGCCCGCGGCGGAGGCCAACCGCAGCGACCUCAUGGCUGAGAUCCGGAUGGUGGAUAAGAAGAAACAGCUGCGCCAGCGCGAGGUCAAAGAGCAGCAGCGUAAACAGGCGGCUCCCUCCGUGCCGGGCGCCCUGGACGUGCAGGCUCUCAUGGACAAGGCCAUCGAGAUGCGCCGCAAGGUCAUCGAGAUCAGCGACAGUGGCGGGGAGGAGAGCGACGACGACGACUGGGAUAACUCGGACUGAGCCGGAACGUCGACGCACCAGUUUCCUCCCCCCCUCCCUGGCUAUAUUUCUGUGUGUCAUGUUCUUCUGGGAUGGAGUUCGGGGGAUUUUUUUUUUUUUUUUUUCGGUGGGAGGGGGAAGUGCUUCUUUCUUUUUUUUCUUCUUUUUUUCAGAGGGGUGUGGAGUAGACUUCAUGCUAAGGGUUUGGGGAACUUUUUUUCCCACCUAUAUUAAACUUGUGUGUUUCUAACAAGGAUAUCUGGGAGUGAGGGUAGUACUAGUGAAGUUUUCUCUUAGGGUUUAUAUGUGGGGUUUUGUUCUUUAUCGUGUGUUUUACCUUGGAGAUUUCUAGAACAAAACAGAUAUUCUCUCUUAAGAGAAAAGUGGCAGAGAAGUGUGGUGUUUCAUAUUCUGACAGAGGCACGGUUUGUGUACUGUCAAGUUGGAAAAGUUCCUCCAGUGCCGCGUUGUAAGAGGCACUGUGUGGUCUAGUGUCCAAAGUGUGGCGGGAUGUGAGGUGCGGUGUGGAAUCUGAUUGGAAAACUUGGCUCUGCAGACCUGUCAAGUACUCCCAUAAAAUCGGAGCCAUCCAAUUAAAAAAAAAUUUAGCACAUAUAUAUAUGGAAAUAAGAAGCCCGAUUGGAUUUACAUUAAACCCAAUUUUUCCUUGAAUUUCAUUUCCACUGGUCGUAUGCAACUUAUCGUAAAUUAAUUGAAAAUGCACAGGUUUAUUUGCAACAACUCAUCGUAAAUAACGUGAUAAUACAGAUCUCUAUUCGCUUUUUUGAGGGUAUAUUUGUAACAUACAGUGUAACACGGAUAGGUUGAACAUAGAAGAUUUGAAAUUGCGCAUCUGUCGAACUGUGCCUGCGGUCGUAAUUAUUUUUUUUCCUUCUUUAUCUUUGUAAGAUAUUCCUUCGAACUACGGAUCCCUCGAACUACUGAGGCCAGUCCAGACGUAUUCGAACUAUACGUGUUAUACUUUUAGAUAUAAUUGCUAUGAUCGGUUUCUAACGUAAUCUGAACCAUGCUACGAUUUUGGAGACUCCUGAUUUUCUGGGGAGGUUUCUAAGAAAACUCCCUAUUUGUGGCUCUGGAGUGAGUGGUUGGCAGGUCUGCAGUGUGAAAUCUGACGACGGGGAAACUUGGGGUCUGCAAGCAAUUUUGUUUAUGUUGGUCAAACAAUGGACAACUGGAAAUUCGUAAUAAUAGCUCAUCCAUCAAUUCUUCAUGCACUGCGUUAAAUAAUCCCAUCAUUUUCUCUAUUCACUGCGUAAAAUAAUCCUAUUGCUUUUUUCCAUUCACUGCGUAAAAUAAUCCAUCGCUUAUCCCCAUACACUUCGUAAAAUAAUCCACCUCUUCACUGUGCAUUGUGGGAAAUAAUACCGUCAUUCUCUGUACACAAAGUUUUCAUCGUCGGAGUUUCUAAGAUCUGCUGCUUUUCCGUUUAUCCGGGUUUUUUUUACACCCUGAUAUAAAUCUGGAGAGUUACAGAGUGUACAGAUUUUGCUUUUUUGCUCUUCAUUUUGCUUCACUCUCUCUCCUCUCAUAAAUUGCAAGAGAGUGCUGCAGUAGUGCGGAAGACGUAGAAGAGUUCAUAGUAAGCGCGAUGGUUAAGUUAUUGAUUGAAAAGGGCUAAAUGGUUCAGUCAACAGCUGCUCGUAUUUCAUUUCAUAUGCUCAAACACACACACUUUUGUUCCAAAGAUUUUCUAUUCAUGCAUUCAACCGGGGGGGGGGUAUUGUUUCACACUAUGAAUUAGAAAGGGUAAAUAAAAGAGAAAUAAAAAUUAUUUAAAAAUUAUUGUAUAUUUUGUUAUUUCAGAGAGUGAAUUAGAAAGGGUAAAAGAGAAAAAAAAUGAGUUAACGAAUUAUUGUAUAUUUUAUUAGUUCAGGGAGCUGUGACGGAAACAACUGUGGGAGAAAGCUGCGAGGAUUCUUCUUUUUCUUUUCCUCCUCUUCCUUUUUUUUUUUUAAGUGUGUGUGAUAUGUUUCAGUUUUUGUGUGUGCUUUUUAGGUCUCUGUAGGCUGUCGCUUGAAAAGAGUGGACAUUUGCUGUGAAACUGCUUCGCCUUGGUGUGGAGGGUUGCAUGCUUCUCUGUAUGUCUUAUUGUGUGUGUGUGUGUGUGUGUGUGUUUGUUAUGUUGAUGCGUGAUAUCCGCUCAAAACAAAUGUAGUCGUUUGCUGAUCGGGGUUGGGGGAGGAGGGAUUGGGAGUAGUACCGUAGGGAUUGUGUGAUGUCAUGGAAUUUUCCGUUGGCUGCCUCCGUAUUGAGUCUUUGCUGUGGUGUUUGUGGUUGUGCAAAACAUGUGGUUGGUGGGUGAUUGGCGGUCGCUCCUUCUGGGGUAUGCUGCUCUCCAGUAACACCUCUAACCUUCGGCACUUAAAUGACUUAUUUGCAUUGCAAGUGCUGUAAAACUUUUAUUAAAGCUAAACAAAACCUGUUGGAGGUGGGAAAGGAAGGAAUUGCUUCAAAUGCCUUUGGCAGUAUUCUUGUCACUAUUGCUUAUUCUUCCUGCUUAUACUCGUGGGAAACUGUGGAUUAUGCUAAUCUUCGGCAUUUAUCUUAUUUACAUAUAUAUCUUAUAUAUAAUCUGACCUAUUUGUGUUACAAGUGCUGUAAAACUCUUACUUAAACGAA